AUGAGUUCUAGAUCAAUGACAAUGACAAUGAAUGAUGAUAAUAUUAUUGACGAUGAUAAUAUUAUUGAUGAUAAUAUUAUUGACGAUGAUAAUGUUAUUAACGAUGAUAAUAUUAUUAAUGAUGACAAUAUUAUUAACGAUGAUAAUAUUAACGAUGAUAAUAUUAAUAAUGAUGAUAAUAUUAACGUUAAUAACGAUGAUAAUAUUGAUAAUGACAAUAAUAUUAAUAAUGACAAGCCACGAUCUAGCGUUAGCCCAG
This is a messenger RNA of Racocetra fulgida, 259 nucleotides long. The record is from the annotation of a GenBank genome assembly. Lineage: Eukaryota; Fungi; Glomeromycota; Glomeromycetes; Diversisporales; Gigasporaceae.